Gaeumannomyces tritici R3-111a-1 is the source of this 2378-nucleotide messenger RNA. RefSeq lists its product as hypothetical. Gene Ontology annotation, molecular function: ATP binding; ATP hydrolysis activity. NCBI's taxonomy places the organism in Eukaryota, Fungi, Ascomycota, Sordariomycetes, Magnaporthales, Magnaporthaceae. Bases 236 to 2137 code for a protein of 633 amino acids. The record is from RefSeq and is a predicted model, not a curated record. The transcript has 4 exons.
GGUCAAAAGGCCAGCGCCACAAAGGCCCAACGCGCCCGAAUGACCCCAGAAGGGGCCUUGUAGGAAGGCAUACGGGCCAAGAUUCAGAGGCAUGAAAAGGGCCACAAACUCGGAGGGUUUGGAAAGGAUUCCUCUUCCUUAAGCAUCACUUUGAGGCAAACACCAUUCAUAUCAUUCAUAUCACCACCAUACGCGAUCCACAAGUUUCGUCCGCCGCAAGCAUUUCCUCGCCGCCAUGGACUCGCCCGUCGACUCACCCGUCGACUCGCCCGUCGGGGGUGUGAGCGAAAUUGGGCGCUUUGAGACGCACGGUAGGGGGGAGUUGAAGGAGGCAUCCCAACCGACCCAACCGACUCAACCGAACAAGCAGACGCCACGCGAAAUACACUCUCGCUUCGCGUUGGUGUCGACGCAGUCCUUCGACGAGAAACGUCAGCCGACAUUUACAACGCUCACCAUCAACUCGCCGCACCUGCUCAAGGCCCUGGAAGAGGUUGUGACGCACUACCCAGGACGUCCGCCACAUUUCAAGCAGCCCGUAAGCAUCAAGUCUCCGUUUGCAAUACUGCACCACCAUAAGUCGCUGCUGCAGAAGUACGGCGAACCCGAUUCGGAUCCCACGCUCCGGACCCACCUCAAGCUCCUUUUGGACUACCUCGACAGUGCCCUGGACCCGCAUGCCGAGCAGCUGCUCAGCGAAGGGCUCGUCACGUUUUCCCUCCUCUGGUUGGCUUUCCGACCAGGGGAGGUGGUGGUCCAGUCGGAGCAUGGACACCAGCAGCUUUGGUUGCUCAAAAAAACCGCCUAUGUCAAAUCGUUUCUAGGAAUGGAGUAUUUCAAGCUCCACUGCCUGCGCAGGAUGUACAACGGUACUGAAGUGGGGUGGACCAGCUCUACAAUGCAAAUCGAGAAGCCUGACGAGGGUGUGGCUGAGAUUCUUUCUCUCGAUGUGUCCCCCCUCCGAUGCCACCGAGAUCCCGAUAGCAUCAAGGAGCGGCUGUCGGAGAGGGGCUAUCGAUACCUGGAGCUGACGGGCAUCCACGUGAGACAUUACGAUGGGAUGUUCUUGGGCCUUCAAGGUGGAUGGUCGCCGUGCAGAGCGAGUGGAAGUGUAAUUGUCGACGGUGGAACAUUCGUGGAGGAGAACGCAGGCCACCAUGUGCGCGUCGAGUCGGACUCGGAAGCCCGCAGUGGCGCGUCAGAACGACAACAAGGGGACCCGAUUCGUGUACAGGGCCAGCCCUUAAGCGGCGAGGACCCCUUCGAUGCGUCGAUAAUGUUUUUUCCGCCGUAUGUGCACGGCUACUCGCUGGAGACGCGAUGCUGGUGCAGAUUCUUCGUCGACCAACUCACCGAGGUCCGUUGGAGGCCUAACGCGCUCAGCGAUCUGGUCUUGCCAACGAACCAGAAGACGCUCAUCAAAUCGCUCGUGGAGUAUCACUCCUUCAAACCUUCCACGACCGAAUCCUGCAUCGAGGCGACAAAAGGGAAGGGAUUGGUCAUCCUCCUCCAUGGGGGACCGGGCACGGGCAAGACCCUCACGGCUGAAGUUAUGGCCGAACACCACGAGCGGCCCUUCCUGAGGAUCCCGGCCGGGGAACUCGGAUACGGUCUGGCCAUUCUUGAGAGGGAGCUGAAGAAGCUUACCAAAUACGCGACGAAGUGGAGAGCAAUCGUGCUUAUUGACGAAGCCGACAUAUUUCUGGAGUCUCGAAAGGACGGUAGCGUGGAGAGGAACGCUUUGGUCGCGGUCUUUCUCAGACAGCUGGAGUACUUCCAGGGCAUCAUUUUCCUGACGUCCAACAGAGCUCAGACGUUCGACUCGGCCAUCAAAUCGCGCAGCCACCUUAUCCUCCAUUACCCCCCGCUUAACCAGCACACGCGCGCCGAUAUCUGGCGCAAGAGGCUCCAGCUUAUCCCCGAGUAUGACCUUGACCCCGAGCUUGACAUAGAGGAGGCCAUCAGUGCGGUUGUGGGCUUUGAGAUGGACGGCCGCGAGAUCGCCAACACGGUCGAGUCGGCGCAGACGCUUGCGAGGAGCGAUGGGGGACCGCUGGGCCAGACGCAUCUGGACACGGUGACAGAGGUGUGGAAGAUGGCGCAUGACGCGCAAAUGGUGGGGCGAAUCUCGAAUUAGAGCCCGAAGGGAUGAGAGCAGGGAGCAGGAAACAUAAAGAGGGACAAACCUGGGACGGAAGCGUUGCGUUCAAGUUUAGUUCCGCCAAGGCGGCGGUUGCGAUCGUGUUGUGCCGCAGGUGCUAUUCCGUGAUCCCAUUAGCUUUAUAAAAUCCGUAUCGUCAGAUAAGCACGCAUAGUGGGAAUUUGGCAGCGGUGACCGCAAACAAGUGUAUGCCGCAGAUUGACUGGAAAAAACCGGC